Messenger RNA from Spodoptera frugiperda (fall armyworm), 1198 nucleotides. Its product is annotated as cuticle protein 18.6-like. Gene Ontology annotation, cellular component: extracellular matrix. The transcript has 3 exons. Bases 140 to 1123 code for a protein of 327 amino acids. The record is from RefSeq and is a predicted model, not a curated record. Lineage: Eukaryota; Metazoa; Arthropoda; Insecta; Lepidoptera; Noctuidae.
CGGUGCCGCGGGCGCGCCGUGUGUCACCAACAUACAAGACCUAAAGCCGACACUCCGGUAUAAAAACUGUAGCAGGUCAUACAUUAUCACAGUCCUACACUUGUUCGCAAAUCAGCAACAACAUACCAAAUCUACAAACAUGGUCGCCAAAUUCGUCAUCGUCCUGUCCCUCGCCGUGGCGGCUUACGCCGUGCCCCUUGUCCCCGUCAGCAAGGUGGUGUACGCCGAGCCUGAGGCGCCCGCUCACUACGAGUUCUCAUACUCCGUGCACGAUGACCACAGCGGUGACGUGAAGCAGCAGCAGGAGGCUCGUCAAGGCGACGCCGUCCACGGCUCGUACUCUCUCGUGCAGCCCGACGGUGUGCACCGCAUCGUCGAGUACACCGCCGACAAGGAGCACGGAUUCAACGCCAACGUGCGCUACGAGGGCACCCCCGUCCAAGCUGCACCCGCCAAGAUCGCCUACGCCGCUCCCGUUGCCAAGGUCGCCUACGCCGCUCCCGUUGCCAAAGUAGCCUACGCCCCAGCCGCAGUCUCUUACUCCCACGCUCCAGUCUACGCCGCCCCCGUCGCCAAGGUCGCCUACGCCGCCCCUGUCGCCAAGUUCGUCAUCGUCCUGUCCCUCGCCGUGGCGGCUUACGCCGUGCCCCUUGUCCCCGUCAGCAAGGUGGUGUACGCCGAGCCUGAGGCGCCCGCUCACUACGAGUUCUCAUACUCCGUGCACGAUGACCACAGCGGUGACGUGAAGCAGCAGCAGGAGGCUCGUCAAGGCGACGCCGUCCACGGCUCGUACUCUCUCGUGCAGCCCGACGGUGUGCACCGCAUCGUCGAGUACACCGCCGACAAGGAGCACGGAUUCAACGCCAACGUGCGCUACGAGGGCACCCCCGUCCAAGCUGCACCCGCCAAGAUCGCCUACGCCGCCCCCGUAGCCAAGGUCGCCUACGCCGCUCCCGUUGCCAAAGUAGCCUACGCCCCAGCCGCAGUCUCUUACUCCCACGCUCCAGUCUACGCCGCCCCCGUCGCCAAGGUCGCCUACGCCGCCCCUGUCGCCAAGGUCGCCUACUCCGCUCCCGUAACUCACGUUACCUACUCUUCUCCCGCCGUCUCUUACUACCACUAAAUUAUUAGAUCUUGUUGUUGCAUAGACUGUUGUAUUUAUUGAAAUGAAUAGGCACUAUUAAAUUUUUCAAUUGUA